Messenger RNA from Syzygium oleosum, 2606 nucleotides. Its product is annotated as calcium permeable stress-gated cation channel 1-like. Gene Ontology annotation, molecular function: calcium-activated cation channel activity. Lineage: Eukaryota; Viridiplantae; Streptophyta; Magnoliopsida; Myrtales; Myrtaceae. The transcript has 11 exons. The record is from RefSeq and is a predicted model, not a curated record. Gene Ontology annotation, cellular component: plasma membrane. The coding region runs from base 44 to 2368 and encodes 774 amino acids.
GUGGAGUUUUUUUUUUUUUCCUUUUUUUUAAAGGAACGGACAUAUGGCUACUCUUUCGGAUAUAGGACUUGCUGCAGCAAUCAAUAUUCUCAGUGCAUUUGUGUUCUUCGUGGCUUUUGCCGUUUUAAGGCUUCAACCUUUCAACGAUAGAGUCUAUUUCCCUAAAUGGUAUCUCAAGGGCUUACGAAGCAGUCCGACUCGUUCGGGGGCAUUUGUUCGCAAGUUUGUCAACUUGGACUUCCGGUCAUACAUUAAGUUUUUAAAUUGGAUGCCAGAUGCGCUCAAAAUGCCUGAACAAGAACUUAUUGAGCAUGCGGGAUUGGAUUCUGCUGUUUACUUGAGAAUUUAUCUGAUGGGACUGAAGAUUUUUGUUCCCGUGGCAUUCCUGGCGUGGACUAUUUUGGUACCAGUAAAUUGGACAAACAGCACUCUAGAGCUAGCCAAGCUUAAGAAUGUAACUUCGAGCGAUAUUGACAAACUCUCAAUUUCAAAUAUCCCACAGCAAUCGAAUAGGUUUUGGGCUCAUAUUAUAAUGGCUUAUGUCUUCACCUUGUGGACAUGCUAUGUUUUGCUUAAGGAGUAUGAGAUGGUUGCUUCAAUGCGGCUGCAGUUUCUUGCAUCAGAACGGCGACGCGCUGAUCAAUUUUCGGUACUUGUCAGAAAUGUUCCCCCAGAUCCGGAUGAGUCUGUUAGUGAGCUUGUGGAGCACUUUUUCUUGGUUAAUCAUCCGGAUCAUUAUCUGACCCAUCAGGUGGUGUAUAACGCAAAUAAGCUUGCUCAGUUGGUCAAGAAGAAGAAGAAAAUGCAGAACUGGCUAGACUAUUAUCAGCUAAAGUAUGAUAGACAUAAUUCAAAAAGACCCUUUACAAAGACUGGCUUUCUUGCGCUCUGUGGGAACAAGGUUGAUGCUCUUGAUUAUUAUAAUUUGGAAAUUGAGAAACUAUCAAAAGAAAUAGUUGCAGAAAGAGAGAGAGUUGCAACUGAUCCAAAGUCUAUAAUGCCUGCUGCAUUUGUUUCCUUCAAAACGAGAUGGAGUGCCGCUGUCUGUGCACAGACUCAACAGUGCAGAAAUCCAACUCUAUGGCUCACUGAUUGGGCUCCAGAGCCACGUGAUGUGUAUUGGCAAAACCUUGCCAUCCCAUAUGUUUCUCUUACAAUCAGAAGACUAAUAAUGGCCGUUGCGUUCUUUUUCCUCACCUUCUUUUUCAUGAUACCCAUUGCUUUUGUGCAAUCUCUGGCAAGCAUUGAGGGGAUUGAGAAAGUAGCUCCUUUUCUCAAGCCCAUUAUUGAAAUCGGUUUCAUUAAGUCGUUCAUCCAGGGUUUUCUGCCUGGGAUUGCGUUGAAGCUUUUUCUCAUUUUCCUCCCUACAAUAUUGAUGAUCAUGUCUAAAUUUGAAGGCUUCAUAUCUCUAUCAUCUCUUGAAAGGAGAUCAGCAACUAGAUAUUAUCUUUUCAAUCUUGUGAAUGUAUUCCUCGGGAGCUUAAUUGCUGGUUCUGCCUUUAAGCAGCUAGACUCAUUCGUUCAUCAGUCGCCCAGCCAAAUUCCUAAAACAAUUGGGGUGGCCAUUCCCCAGGGAGCAACUUUCUUCAUUACUUACAUUAUGGUUGAUGGUUGGGCUGGAAUAGCAGCAGAGAUUCUAAUGCUGAAGUCUUUGAUUAUCUACCACUUGAAGAAUUUUUUCUUGGUGAAAACUGAAAAGGAUAGGGAGGAGGCAAUGGAUCCUGGAAGCAUUGGUUUCAACACUGGAGAACCUCAAAUUCAGUUUUACUUCUUACUGGGGCUUGUAUAUGCUACAGUGACACCUGCCUUGCUUCCUUUCAUACUCGUUUUCUUUGGCCUGGCUUAUGUCGUGUUUCGUCAUCAGAUAAUAAACGUCUACAAUCAGGAGUAUGAAAGUGGUGCAGCAUUCUGGCCUGAUGUGCAUGGUCGCGUUAUUGUUGCAUUGGUUAUAUCACAGUUGCUUCUAUUUGGACUGUUGGCUACAAAGGAAGCUGCCAAUUCAACUCCAUUCCUCAUUGCUCUUCCAGUUCUCACCAUCUAUUUCCAUAGGUUCUGCAAAGGCCGUUAUGAACCUGCCUUUGUUAGAUAUCCAUUACAGGAGGCAAUGAUGAAGGACACUCUAGAACGUGCGAGGGAACCGAACCUGAACCUGAAGAGCUUCCUUCAAAAUGCAUAUCUCCACCCAGUAUUCAAAAGUGCGAAUGACGACGACGACGAAGACGACGACGAUUUUGCUGAGAAGUGGGAAAACGAGAGUGUCCUCGUUCCCACAAAGCGGUCGUCCCGUAGGAACACUCCGCUGCCUAGCAGAAUCAGUGCCACGUCAUCACCGUCUCUGCCCGAGGUUCAUGAAGAUUCCCAGCCUUAAGUUUCGGGGCAGGGGACUUGUAUUUUAGCUGUAAAUUAGGCCCUUAAGAGAGAAGGGUUUCUUGUGAAUUAGAUGAGCUUAUGAACAACACAAACGCAGUUUGAGUAUUUUGUUGUAUAGAGAAUAGGUAGGCCGUUGAGCGGGUUAUCUGCUGAAUACUAAAGUAGCUUGCAAGAUGUACUUAGUUUCAAUACCUUCAAUAUAACGUGCAUCUGAGACACUUUUUCGUGGUAUACAA